AUGGCGGGUCCCGCCUGGCGCUGGGCGCUGCGCGCUGCCCGCCUCCCCGCGGCUGGGGCGGCUCCUGGGGCUGGCGCGGCGGUGAGUGAGGCGGGAGGAGGGCGGGGGACCCGCCGGGUGCGGGAAGCAUGGCGAGGCGCCGCUCUCGAGCGGCCCCGCGGCUCGCCGCGUGCGGGCGGGGGAGGCCGCCGCCCUGACCCGAUGGGUUUGAAAGCUUCCAGCUUUGCUAAGUGGUUUAUUUUAAGGCGAGCCCUUCGUUCUUUUCUGAGCUCCUCAGGCUCCAGGGAUGAGGCUCUAAGGGACAAACGCGCCCGGAUCGUGUCUCGCGGGCUGCCCAAACAGAAGCCCAUCGAAGGAGUUAAGCAGGUGAUGGUCGUGGCUUCUGGGAAAGGGGGAGUUGGAAAAUCAACAACAGCAGUGAAUAUAGCCCUCGCCCUAGCAGCAAAUGAUUCGACAAAAGAAGUUGGUUUACUUGAUGCAGACAUAUAUGGACCUUCAAUUCCAAAGAUGAUGAACUUGAAGGGAAAUCCAGAAUUAACACCAAAAAAUCUAAUGAGGCCUCUUAAGAACUAUGGAAUCGCAUGCAUGUCUAUGGGUUUCUUGGUUGACGAGACUGCCCCUGUUGUGUGGAGAGGGCUCAUGGUAAUGUCAGCUGUUGAGAAAUUAUUGAGACAGGUUGACUGGGGUCAACUGGACUAUUUAGUAAUUGACAUGCCGCCUGGGACUGGAGAUGUGCAGCUGUCAGUCUCACAGAAUAUCCCAAUUGCAGGAGCUGUGAUCGUCUCCACUCCACAAGAUGUGGCUUUAUUGGAUGCCCGCAAAGGAGCUGAAAUGUUUAGAAAAGUCCAUGUACCUGUUUUAGGACUAAUUCAAAAUAUGAGUGUUUUCCAGUGUCCCAAAUGCAAGCAUGAGACACACAUUUUCGGAUCUGAUGGUGUAAGAGAUCUAGCAAAAACCCUUGGAUUGGAUGUUUUAGGAGACGUUCCACUACAUGUUAAUAUACGAGAGACGUGUGAUUCAGGACAGCCUGUUGUGAUCUCGCAGCCUCAAAGCAAUGCUGCUAAGGCCUACCUAAAGAUAGCUAUGGAGAUAGUAAGACGACUUCCAGUACCUCCAGCUUGAAAUGUUUAUCACUGAAACUUACCAAAAAAGUGAUCUUUUGGUGCGACUGAUGCCGAAGAGUCCUGCUACCUAGUUAUGUGGAUGCCGUAUUUCCAUUCUAAGGACUUUUUUAGACGUUAAAUUACUAGAAUUUAAAUUACAGUUGUGAUGUUUUCUCUUUUUCCAAUCAUUAUUUGACCAUGUCCAAAUGGAUUGAAGUAUGCAAAAGAUGAUAGGCAAUAUUUAGCUACUGGACUGAACAUCAUCAAGCAAGAAGAGAUGAAGUGCAUCUUUCAUAUGUGCCCUGUUUUUAGGGUCAAGAAUGCAAAACAGCCUCUCUAGCCAAGCAGAAUGAUGAUGGGGUUGCCAAGGCAUAAGUGCUUCUUAAAAAAUAACAUUUGCAAUACUUAAAUUGCUGUCAGUUUUGAUUCAGCUUUUUAUUUGGUUAACUAUCAAGCUCGGCAGAAUUUUAAGAAGCAAAUUCGGUUAUGUAACUGCAGUAAUUUUAUGUGUUUAUCUUUAAAAAUAAAUUAAAAAGUUCAGCAUAUACUCUGAAGAGUUUCUGUGAUGGAUCCUGAGCAAAUUCAUUCAUUAUUGGACAAUGUCGGAUCAUGAGGCAAGUCACAGUUUAGUGGAGAAUGGAUUACAUGACCCUGAGGCUUUUUUCUUGGCUUCUUUGCAUUAUAAUGGACCUAAACAGAAGACUAGGUAACCAAGGUUUUCACUGAAAACUAGAUGUUGUGCCUCAGCUCAGUUUGCCAGGGGUUGCAAAUGCUAAAUUAAAUUUGUGAUUGCAUAUUCCCAUUACAGUGGACAAACUUGGAAUGUGAAUACAUUUUUGAAGUAAAGAAGAAUUUGGUCUUCAAACUGCAUGACCUUGUGGAUUUGGGUUUUUUUAUUGCCGUAUAUUUCUGCCAUGUAUAUUUUUGUGUCGGUGUGUGGAAGUGGAUGAAUAUGCCUUCAGAGAAUGAGCUUCCGUGUACAAUUAGAUGUUUGAAUUGACAGUUAGGCUUUUUCAAUUACACAAUCAUAUAUGGAGUAUCAUAAACAAUCAUUGUAACCAUACCAUACUGGGAUUUUAACCAUACUAAAGCCUGUUGACUUCUGUGGGACCAAGAUUUUGCCUGUACUCCAAGUAAUUAUUCAUAAUUUUUGAUGUAGUUGUUUUUUAUUAUUGAAGUGAUACAACAUGGAAAGUUAGUAUACCUUUACAUUAAGAAUAUUUAAGUAGUAUGUACUCAGAGUUUACAUAGGAAAGGUAGACACAAAUUAUGGGUUGAAUUUCAAGCUUAUGGGUUGAAAUAAAAGCUGGCUUAGCGUCCUGCCCUUUCAUAUUUUAUUGAUAACAAGUUGGGUUUUUAAAUUGUUUUAUCUCUACACAUAUUUUUAUUCCUUUCUUUACAUAUUGGGAUUGUUAGUACAUAUGUCUACAAGUAAUCCUGUAAUUGUUUUGGCAUAGUAUAAUUGUAAGUUGCAGUGGAAAAACUGGGAUUUCUGACUGUUAUUUAGCAGAAGACUGAUACUUUGGUAUUUAUUUAUUUAUUAUUUUCAUUCUGUUAAUAAGAAUGUGUAUGACACCUUCACAUUGAGACCAGGUGAGCAAUCACUAUACAGAUAUAAUGUUGUUUGUUUUCCCUUUCUUUUCUUUCUCAUUGCUUUUUUUGUUAGUUGAUGGGUGAAAUUUGCUUUCAAAUGUCCUUUUAUUUUUACUCCUUUUUACUUUUUUUUCUUUUAAUUAAAUACUAUGGCUUUGCCUUUUGAAUCUUUCACCUGCAAAACUCUUUUGGAUGCCUUUAUCAAAAAACUGAUUAUAGUGAUUCAAUAUAGUUUCUAAGCUAUUCUGAAAAUUCAUAUUUAAUUAAUUAAUAUUUUUAUGUAAGGAUUAUACGUAGUAGGUGAAACCAGAUUU
Messenger RNA from Cuculus canorus (common cuckoo), 3010 nucleotides. It is a transcript of the gene NUBPL, whose product is annotated as NUBP iron-sulfur cluster assembly factor, mitochondrial. Gene Ontology annotation, biological process: iron-sulfur cluster assembly; mitochondrial respiratory chain complex I assembly. The transcript is spliced from 11 exons. NCBI's taxonomy places the organism in Eukaryota, Metazoa, Chordata, Aves, Cuculiformes, Cuculidae. The record is from RefSeq and is a predicted model, not a curated record. Bases 1 to 1122 code for a protein of 373 amino acids. Gene Ontology annotation, molecular function: ATP-dependent FeS chaperone activity; 4 iron, 4 sulfur cluster binding; ATP binding. Gene Ontology annotation, cellular component: mitochondrion.